CAUCCGCUCACUCAAUGACCUUUAUCUCAUUCAUACAAUCUCACAACCAGCAAUAAAUACCAUACGAAAAUGCCUGCAGACGACCGAAGCGGGAAGCAGGCCGCGGCCCAGCAGGCUGUCGACAUCUUGCAUGAGAUCUCUACCAUCCUCAACUGCCACCUGGACCGCCGCACCCUGUCGAUUUGCAUCUCCAUGAUCGAGAAUGGCGUAAACCCAGAAGCUCUUGCUACCGUUGUGAAGGAGCUUAGAAAGGAAUCCCAAGAGGUCGACGCCCAAAUUGCAUCGCGGAGGCGUCAAUAAGCGUGCUGUCUCGAACUGGGAGAGUCUGCUAUGAAAAUUACGGCAAAGGGCAGGAAGGCUAGGGAAUCAUGGACAAUAGGCGUUUCAGGCAUUC
This is a messenger RNA of Colletotrichum acutatum, 394 nucleotides long. RefSeq names its product mitotic-spindle organizing gamma-tubulin ring associated-domain-containing protein. Gene Ontology annotation, cellular component: interphase microtubule organizing center; spindle; gamma-tubulin ring complex. The record is from RefSeq and is a predicted model, not a curated record. Gene Ontology annotation, biological process: gamma-tubulin complex localization; mitotic spindle assembly; microtubule nucleation by interphase microtubule organizing center. The coding region runs from base 70 to 300 and encodes 76 amino acids. The transcript is spliced from 3 exons. Lineage: Eukaryota; Fungi; Ascomycota; Sordariomycetes; Glomerellales; Glomerellaceae.